AAUCCACUAAGCUCUUUCCAUCCAAAGACUGAACCAAAGAUUUUCAUUGAUGAAAAUGAUGUCUUCAUGGCUUUCUUGAAUCACCUUAAAGUUAUUGACAUCAUCAACAGACGUUUACAAAAUUCAAAACUGAUUAAUCUAAAAGACUACCAAGAGUAUCAGGACGAGAUCCAUGAAAUUUUUGCUUUGCACAUGUAUAAUACAUGUCUUCAAUUGCAAUCGGAUCUCGACAAAUACAACGAUACUCCUACGGAUGAAACGAUUCGAGAGCUUGAAUGUAAUAUGCUUAAUUAUGAUUUCAAAAAAGUCAUGAUGCACGGCUUUAAAAUGAGAUACACUCCUGUCAGAGUUUUAAAAUUUUUUAAUGAUGAAUGUGGAACAGAAUGUUUCGAUUUUUCAAAAACGAAUAUUAAUAUUGACAUGUUGAAUAGUGCCAAUCUCAACAAUAUCGAAGAAUUAGACUUGUCUGAAAUGGAAUUAACACAAUUUCCUUGCUUGUCUAGUUUUAAAAACCUUAGGCAUCUCUAUUUAGAUCAUAAUAUGAUUGUGGCAUUUGAGCCUGGAAAUUAUUUUGAUGAAGAGACAGGUGCAUACAGAACAAUGCCAAGGUUAGAAGAAAUAAGCUUAUUAUGGAACUCCACAUCUAGUAUUGAUGUGGAAAUCACAAAGGUAUUUAUCAGUGGAACUACAAAAAUAUGCUUGAACGAAACAGAAUUCUAUUGUACAUGCGACAGUAUGAAAAAGAGUCUGAAAGACACACACAUUAAGCUAUCUUUAAAACAAGAAGAUGAAUUGAUGGCUGGAUAA
Vittaforma corneae ATCC 50505 is the source of this 807-nucleotide messenger RNA. RefSeq lists its product as uncharacterized. The record is from RefSeq and is a predicted model, not a curated record. The transcript has a single exon. The annotation marks the transcript as partial. NCBI's taxonomy places the organism in Eukaryota, Fungi, Microsporidia, Nosematidae.